UCAUCUGUAGCAUAGAGAGUAUCGAAAAAUAUUAUUAGAAGCAUUUCUCUUCCCUAUUGCGCUUGAACAAACUAUACUCUUUGUGACGAUCUUCUCGAUGCUCUUUCUCUCUCUUCUUCCUUCAUAAUUUCUUUCUCUCUCUCACACACCACGCACAUUUGCUCUGCCACAUCACUACUUCACCUCCCUCAAUUGCGAAUCCAGAUCGCCCAUUCCGAUUUGAAUCUCUCUGAUUUGUCUCUGCUUGCAGGUGUGUUAUUAUUUGAUAAUCGGAAUACGGUGCUGGACACAUGAAUUCAUUUGCUCUGUUCAUUGGAAUCUGAAUUUAUGUGUUAGAGUAUUUAUGCUAUUAGCAUUUUCUAAUUAGCUGUGUGCACUGCUUGGGUUGAAUUAGGAUUCACGCUGAGUAAUCUGCUUGCAAAAGUGGAAAAUGGGUUCAAUGACCCAAUCUCCAGUGUCAUUCACUGGAAAUUUGGCUUCCAAACCCUCUGCUUCAGAUCUUUUUAAGAGUUCUAGUAAUUCUGUUUGUGGUGUACCCCUAAAAGCACUUGGAAGGACCCAACUAGGAGUAAAACGGAGAGACUUUACUAUCUCUGCAAAGGUUAGGAAACUGAAAAAGCACGAAUAUCCAUGGCCGGAAGAUCCUGAUCUGAAUGUGAAGGGUGGAGUCCUCAGUCAUCUCUCACCUUUCAAGCCUUUGAAAGAGAAGCCGAAGCCAGUGACCUUGGAUUUUGAAAAGCCUCUUAUGGAUCUGCAGAAGAAAAUUGUUGAUGUACAAAAAAUGGCAAAUGAAACUGGGCUGGACUUCAGUGAUCAAAUUAUCUCGCUAGAGAACAAAUAUCAACAGGCCCUGAAAGAUCUGUACACGCAUUUGACUCCUAUACAGCGUGUGAACAUUGCUCGGCAUCCUAAUAGGCCAACGUUUCUUGAUCAUGUCUUCAAUAUUACUGAGAAGUUUGUAGAGCUCCAUGGUGAUAGGGCUGGAUACGAUGAUCCUGCUGUGGUCACUGGUCUUGGUACAAUUAAUGGUAGGAGUUACAUGUUCAUGGGCCAUCAGAAGGGACGGAAUACAAAGGAGAAUAUUCAGCGUAACUUUGGGAUGCCUACUCCCCAUGGUUAUCGGAAGGCACUGCGCAUGAUGUACUACGCAGAUCACCAUGGAUUUCCAAUUAUUACUUUUAUUGACACUCCAGGGGCAUAUGCUGACCUUAAAUCUGAGGAACUUGGCCAAGGGGAAGCAAUAGCUCAGAACUUGAGGACCAUGUUUGGUCUGAAAGUACCAAUUGUCUCAAUUGUUAUGGGAGAAGGUGGCUCUGGUGGAGCUCUGGCUAUCGGUUGUGCAAACAAACUAUUAAUGCUUGAAAAUGCAGUCUUCUAUGUUGCCAGUCCAGAGGCAUGUGCAGCAAUCUUGUGGAAGAGUGCAAAAGCUUCUCCAAAGGCAGCUGAGAAGCUGAAGAUAACAGCUAAAGAACUGUGCAAGCUAGAAGUUGCUGAUGGCAUCAUCCCUGAACCUCUCGGCGGGGCACAUGCUGAUUCAUAUUGGACUUCACAACAGAUAAAGACUGCGAUUGUUGAAUCAAUGGAUGAACUUGGAAAAAUGGACACAGAAGAGCUUUUAAAACAUAGGGCUCAAAAGUUCCGUAAACUUGGUGGAUUCCAAGAGGGAAUUCCAAUUGAUCCAAAGAAGAAGGUCAAUAUGAAAAAGAAAGAAGAUACCAUAGUUUUGUCCAAGACUUCAGAAGUGGAGUUGAGGGAUGAAGUUCAAAAGCUAAAACAGCAGAUUCAGAAAGCUGGAAAAGCGUCUGCAGAUCAUCCAGAACCGGGUCUAAAUGAGAUGAUAGAGAAGUUGAAAAGAGAAAUUGAUUCCGAGUAUGAAGAAGCUGUAAAAGCUGUAGGUUUGGAGGACAAAAUUGUGAUGUUGCGAGAAGAAGUUGCAAAAGCAAGAAAUUUGAAAGACCAGCUCACACCUGCAUUGAAGGAAAAGAUUGAACUGUUGAAUGAUGAAUUUAACAAGAAUCUUCCAUCUGCUCCUAAUUACUCCAGCCUGAAAUAUAAGCUUGAUAUGUUGAAGGAAUUAUCCAAUGCUCAGAAUAUGUCAGAAAAGAGCACCAACACAGACAAACUGAAAGUGGAAAUUGAUAAGAGAUUCAAAGAAGUCAUGGAUCGGCCUGAUCUAAAACUAAAGAUUGAGACAGUGAAAGGUGAAAUUGCAAAAUCAGGGGUGUCUGAACUAGUUAAUUUAAACCAAGAUCUAAAGGAAAAAUUUGUGCAGUUGAGCGAAGAGUUAGAGUCAGAAUUUAAAGCUAUUCUUGAAUCCAUGGGAUUGCAGGUGUAUCCACGUUCAGCCCUAGAAGCGAAGGCAAAACUAGACACGCUUUAUGAAGAAACUGAUAUGAUUAUAGAAGAUGUAAUCAAUUCAUCAAAUUUGAAAGACAAAAUUGAUCUGCUGAAGAUGGAAGUGGCAAAUGCUGGAAAUACACCAGAUGCAGAGUCAAAAAGCAAGAUUCAGGCUUUGGAGGCAGAAAUCAAGCAGGCUGUUGUCGAGGCUGCAAGUUCCCCUGAACUGAAAGAGAAGUAUGAGAAGCUGCAGUCCCAGAUUCUUGAAGCCACCAAAUCUUCUGUAGGAUCAGAUGGAAGUUUGGUUCAACAAAAUCUAGAUGACCAGUUGAAGCACGAUGGAUCGCCAGUAAAAGUCAAUUCAGAAGCAAACCGCAGCUUUGUCUGAAUGAUGGCCAUGGAUAAAUCAGUUGAAACUGCCCAGCAUGCUGGAUGGAGCUUUUUUCAACCUGCAGUUUUUCUCCAGUACUGAGUACCAGCAUCUUCAGGAGUCCCUGAGGUUUUGAAUUCGCAAAAACAUAGAUGGUGGCUUGUAAGAUAUGAUUUUUUCUGCUUCAUUUUCCUUCCUGGACUAAACCUUUAAACUUUACAUUGUUUAGCUUUAUGUUUUUAAUUUUAUGUUGCUUUGGAGUUUCGUAAAUUGCCUUUUUUAUUUCCCAGCAGAUAAAGGAACAUAUAUUUGUAUAAAUUAAUUAAUUGAGUUCCAAGAA
Olea europaea var. sylvestris is the source of this 3047-nucleotide messenger RNA. Its product is annotated as acetyl-coenzyme A carboxylase carboxyl transferase subunit alpha, chloroplastic-like. NCBI's taxonomy places the organism in Eukaryota, Viridiplantae, Streptophyta, Magnoliopsida, Lamiales, Oleaceae. The transcript is spliced from 12 exons. The record is from RefSeq and is a predicted model, not a curated record. Gene Ontology annotation, molecular function: carboxyl- or carbamoyltransferase activity; acetyl-CoA carboxylase activity. Bases 431 to 2725 code for a protein of 764 amino acids. Gene Ontology annotation, cellular component: acetyl-CoA carboxylase complex. Gene Ontology annotation, biological process: fatty acid biosynthetic process.